Molecule: messenger RNA, 2343 nt
Organism: Bufo bufo (common toad)
Lineage: Eukaryota; Metazoa; Chordata; Amphibia; Anura; Bufonidae
Gene: BMPR1A
Product: bone morphogenetic protein receptor type 1A
Exons: 13
Coding region: 299-1915 (538 amino acids)
Biological process (GO): dorsal/ventral pattern formation; cellular response to growth factor stimulus; protein phosphorylation
Cellular component (GO): plasma membrane; signaling receptor complex
Molecular function (GO): transforming growth factor beta receptor activity, type I; SMAD binding; ATP binding
Source: RefSeq, a predicted model, not a curated record
UUGUGCGUGGCGGGAGCGCGCGCUGGAAGGUGUAAGUGGGUUGAGGAGGAGCGACGAUAACUGCGAAGUGAGCGGACGGCUGCGGAGGAUUUAUCGGUGUCGUUACUAGUAUGGAGGCCGGGAGAGUCGGGUCUGCAAAAAUAUGCGUCAUUUUCACACUGUUUUGGAGUUAAUGAACUGGAAAUACGGGUAAAAUCGCCAAUUGUCUCUCAGAACAGAAGAAUUAGAUUCGCUACCAAAGAAAAUUUAUGGGUCAUUGCGCUUAGGUCCUCAUCUCCAUUUUCUGUGAUUUUGUGAAAUGCCGCCAUUGAAGAACAUGCCACUGGUAGAACGUGUUCUAGCCACUUUGGUCGGAUGUAUUGUAUUAGCAGUUCACAUUCAAGGUCAACACUUUGACAUCUUGCCACACAGAACUGGAAUGAAAUCUAACUCUGACCCUAAGAAGCAAGAAAAUGGGGUAACAUUGGCUCCCGAGGACACGUUACCCUUCUUAAACUGUUAUUGUUAUGGGUAUUGCCCAGAAGAUGCCACAAAUAAUACAUGCAUUACAAAUGGACAUUGCUUUGCUAUUAUUGAAGAAGAUGAGCAUGGGGAAAUUACACUUACAUCUGGCUGCAUGAAGCUGGAAGGCUCGGAUUUUCAGUGCAAGGAUUCUCCCAAAGCCCAGAUACGAAGGACAAUUGAGUGCUGUCGGACUGACUUUUGCAAUAAAGAUUUGCAACCCACACUACCACCGGAUGGGAGACCAGAAGGAAUAUUUGGCAGAAGUGUCCACGUCAUAGCGCUGAUUAUAUCCAUUGUGGUCUGCUUAUUAAUCAUGGUGGUCUUCAUCUUCAUUACCUGCAUGUACAAGCACAAGCUGGCAACCCAGAGAAUGCUGUACAAUAGAGACCUGGAACAAGAUGAUGCUUUUAUACCAACUGGAGAGUCACUAAAGGCUCUCAUUGACCUGUCCCAAAGUUCUGGCAGUGGAUCUGGGCUUCCCCUCUUGGUCCAGAGAACAAUUGCAAAGCAGAUCCAAAUGGUGAGGCAGAUAGGAAAGGGACGAUAUGGAGAGGUUUGGAUGGGAAAGUGGAGAGGAGAAAAAGUGGCCGUGAAAGUCUUCUUCACUGCUGAGGAAGCCAGCUGGUUCAGAGAGACUGAAAUCUACCAGACUGUGCUGAUGAGACAUGAGAAUAUAUUAGGUUUCAUAGCUGCAGAUAUUAAAGGGACUGGAUCGUGGACACAAAUGUAUUUAAUAACAGAAUAUCACGAGAAUGGGUCUCUCUACGACUUUCUCAAGUGUGCCACCUUGGAUACAAGAUCUCUUCUUAAAUUGGCUUUUUCUGCUGCCUGUGGUCUCUGCCACCUGCACACUGAAAUUUACGGUACUCAGGGAAAGCCAGCAAUCGCACACAGGGAUCUGAAGAGCAAAAACAUCCUGAUCAAGGAAAACUGGACAUGUUGCAUUGCUGACCUGGGACUUGCAGUGAAAUUUAACAGUGACACACAUGAAGUAGAUAUUCCCCUGAACACUCGUGUCGGCACAAAACGGUACAUGGCACCUGAGGUCCUGGAUGAAAGUCUGAAUAAGAACCAUUUCCAGGCUUACAUUAUGGCUGACAUCUACAGCUUUAGCCUAAUCAUUUGGGAAAUGACCCGUCGCUGCAUCACUGGUGGUAUUGUUGAAGAAUAUCAGUUGCCAUAUUAUGAUAUGGUGCCAAGUGACCCAUCCUUUGAGGACAUGAGAGAAGUUGUGUGCAUUAAGUGCCUACGGCCCACUGUGUCAAAUAGGUGGAACAGUGAUGAGUGCUUGCGGGCAAUUUUGAAGCUAAUGGCUGAGUGUUGGGCCCAAAAUCCAGCUUCCCGUCUGACAGCUCUAAGGAUCAAAAAGACACUUGCAAAAAUGGUGGAGUCACAAGAUGUCAAGAUUUGACAGUGGAAAUAUCCGGCUUCAAAAAAGGGACUCUAGACAGAGGAAGCAAAGUGCAAGAAGAGGCAACUGAAGAUUCAACGGCCUCCCGUAUUCAUUUUGCAGGCUGCUAUCUAAAGACAUAACUCAGUACUAUGUAGAAUAUUGUGCCGGGAGCGUCUCCUCACCGCUGGGAGCCGCUGUGUGCGUCAGAACAGAAUAUUUUUGUUUUUAUAUUUUAUCAAGACUUUUAUGACAGACUUCAAAGUUCCAGUUUUAUGAUUACUGAAUUGCAUGUUCAAGCUAUAUUGCUUUCUAUGAAAGCAAGUUAUUUUAAGAUUUUGCUUACGCACCCUUGUGGAGAAGAAACAUGUCAGCGUUGCCUUUUUACUAUAUGUACCUAAAGCAAGGUUUUUUGUGUGCCACCAGUUAUUGUUUGCCAUAUUUUUUUU